Molecule: messenger RNA, 664 nt
Organism: Mixia osmundae IAM 14324
Lineage: Eukaryota; Fungi; Basidiomycota; Mixiomycetes; Mixiales; Mixiaceae
Exons: 5
Coding region: 185-664 (159 amino acids)
Source: RefSeq, a predicted model, not a curated record
UCUCGAGUCGAGCAGGAGCAGGCAAGGAGCUUGCCGAUGCAUCGUUGAGCAGGCCGAUGAGUACGAGAAGAAGGAUUGCGAGCAUGUUUGGCGCUGGAGUAUUGGCAACUUCGGCGCGUUGCUGGUUGCUACUUGCUUGACAUGCGCGCUCGCGCUUCCCCCUCCCUACGGGCGUCGCAACAAGAUGCCAAUGUCACUCUCCUGCCUGCUACUGCUCACGCUAUCCAUGCUCAGCAACUGCUUUGCCGCUCGAUCUGGUCCUCUGCGAGCUUACGAGUUCUACACCAAUUUCGUCGAUAUAGACUGUCGGACAACAGAAGAUCCGCUCAUGGGAUGGCUGCAUGUCCUUCCCACUGUCAUCCGGUUUGAUCUGUCCCUUGACGAGGAAGAAAACUUCGUCCUCGAGGCUUACGAGAGCGAAAAGGAGGAAGUUGGGUCAAAGGCAAGCUCGGUGCUGAGCAUUGCUGAGGACCUCAAAUCCCCGCUAGGACAGGAGAGACGACUUAUGAAGUCCUUUUCGACUCGGCUGUUGCUGGCCGGUCAUGUCGCGACAGACCAUCAACCCAACAUGGACCGAUCGAUGGCUUUACGAUCUGCCCGUUCAGCUACGACGUGCCGCCUGCUCAUCCGGAAUGGCAAAGCUGCACGCUAUCAGGCAAGCUAG